Messenger RNA from Mustela erminea (ermine), 2393 nucleotides. It is a transcript of the gene UNC93A, whose product is annotated as unc-93 homolog A. Bases 484 to 1902 code for a protein of 472 amino acids. The record is from RefSeq and is a predicted model, not a curated record. The transcript is spliced from 10 exons. Lineage: Eukaryota; Metazoa; Chordata; Mammalia; Carnivora; Mustelidae.
CCCCGGACCCAGGAGCCAAAGCGCACUUCUCCACCCCAUGACAGCCCGAGGUCCGCGGCCUGUCCCCAGCACAAAGGGCCGGGAGGUCCUUCUGGACUGAACAGCACCAGCGCUCAGCACAGACAGGCCGGGCCACAGGGAGCUGCUGAGCUCGCGUGGAUCCAGCCCCAGGCUAAGCGACCCCAGUGGCGCUGCUUCCAGGAACACUAACCCCAUUGCAAAGGACCGCCUGCGGGGUGGCCGCGGGCCGGGGCGGGAGAGAGCAUGAGCUUCUGCCGUUUUGGUGCAAAAAGUAAGACCUCAGUAGCAGCGUUUCUAAAAUGUUGUCAGCCACACCAGGCUCUCUCCCCGGCCGCCUCUCCACAUCUCGCCGGCAAACCUCUCGCAGAGAGAGUCAAGUAGCUCCCAGAUGAGCAGCCGCCCGGGGCUGGUCAUCUGCAAACAGGUUGUACCACUUGCCGAAGCGAAGGAGGCAUUGUGUGAAUGAUUUCCCAACGCUCUGAGAAUUCAGUCAUUCUCCUCGCCACCAAAAGCCAAGCAGGAAAGUGUCGGCGUCCUCCGAGACCUAGGAGGACAUGUGCCACGGUAAGAACGGGAACUCAGGAGGCGCAGAACCAGAGCAGCCUGCACAGCGAGGAAGGCCUGGGCGUGACGGCGCUCGGCUCGCUCUACGGCGGCGCGCUUCUGUCCUCCACGUGCCUCCCGCCGCUCCUGAUUAAGAAGUUCGGCUGCAAGUGGACCAUCGUCCUCUCCAUGUGCUGCUACGUGGCCUUCUCCCUGGGCAACUUCUACGCCAGCUGGUACACCUUGAUCCCCACCUCCAUAGUGCUGGGUCUCGGCGCAGCCCCACUGUGGUCCGCCCAGUGCACGUACCUCACCAUCAUGGGAAACACGCAAGCAGAGAAGGUGGGGACAGUCGGCCGAGACGUGGUGAACCAGUAUUUCGGCAUCUUCUUUCUCAUAUUCCAGUCGUCCGGCGUGUGGGGCAACCUGAUCUCAUCCCUGGUGUUUGGCCAGACGCCCACGCAAGAGGCCAUCCCCGAGGAGCAGCUCCUGUCCUGUGGGGCCAGUGACUGCCUGAUGGCCACGGCGUCCACCAACAGCACGCAGCGUCCCUCGCAGACCCUCAUCUACACGCUGCUCGGCAUCUACACAGGCAGCGGCGUCCUGGCGGUCCUGCUCGUAGCCGUGUUUCUCGAACCCACCAAGGACGCUCAGCAGAAAGACAAAGGAGAGAAGAAAUUACCUUUCUGGUUCACCCUGCUGUCGACCUUCAGGCUCCUUCGAGACAAGCGCCUUCGUCUGCUGGUGCUGCUGCCGGUGUACAGCGGGUUCGAGCAAGCCUUCCUCACGGGCGACUACACCAGGUCCUACACCACCUGCGCCCUCGGGAUCCAGUUCGUCGGGUACGUGAUGAUCUGCUUCUCGGCCACCAACGCACUGUGCUCCCUGCUGUACGGAAGGCUCUCCCAGCACACGGGCAGGAUCGCGCUCUACGCGCUGGGUGCGGUGACCCACCUGUCCUGCAGCAUCGCCCUCUUGCUGUGGAGACCUGACCCCCGCCAGCUGGCCGUGUUCUUCGUGUUUUCUGGGCUUUGGGGCGUGGCCGACGCCGUCUGGCAGACACAGAACAAUGUGCUUUACGGCGUGCUGUUCGAGAAGGACAAGGAGGCUGCCUUUGCGAACUACCGCCUGUGGGAGGCCCUGGGCUUCACUGUCGCAUUUGGGUACAGCAAGUUCCUGUGUGUCAGCACCAAGCUCUACAUCCUCCUGGGCGUCCUGAGCCUGGCCAUGGUGGCGUACGGGACCGUGGAGCAUCUGGAGGCCCAGAGCCUGGCCAGGUCAGCUGCCGCAGAACAGAAACAGCCAGCGAAGGAGGCGGUUAUGGAGACGGCCAUGUGAUGGGGACGCACGCCCACGUGCUCGGGGCUUCUAGAUGAUUCUUCCCAGCGGCGUCAGCGGUUUCCAGCCGUCCUGAGCACAUCACAUAGUUACCUGCUUCUGUAUGGUUUUUUUUCUCUUCUGACAAGUUUGCAGCCCACCGUGUCUCCGGUGGGGAUGGAGAGUGUGUGCGAAGGAAUCCCUCAACGCCAGACGCAACGGAGACGUCGUCGGCCAGUGGCACCGGGCUUGGGUAGAGCCAGCAGCUCCCACCUGCUGUUGUGCCCACGGGUGCUGCUGUCCGUAAGAAUCGGAAGAUGUGACGACAGUGCGUGUGACACUAUAAUCGUACCCACGGGUAACCCGACGCGCAGGCAAGUCCGCAGACACCCCCAGGGUCAGUGAGCGACACAGCCAGACGAGAGUUACUGUGCCUCAAAGUUUACAGACUAUGGGUUUCUAAAUAAAUGUAACUACAGUACAGACGUGUCUCCCACUCACUCGGGUACUUU